AUGCAGUCGCAUCCCGAGCAGCAUCUAUAUAUGCGCCUUCAUGGGACUAGGUCGCUCGUCCUCACAUCUCAAGAACUAGUCGAGCUUCGCGCUGCCCAGCGCACGUUUGAAGGCGCAUACAUCCGUACGGCCCUAGGGCAGUUCUCCUUUGCUCUGGUCAUCCUAAAGAUCUUCACUGCUGAGUUCUACCCUAUCGGUGCUCUCUUUGCCAUCUACGGCGUCGCCAUCCUGCUUGUAGCCAUCCACCGUCGCUACGAGGGCCAGCGCCAGUUCUUCACUGCGCAGAACCGCAGCGGCCGGUUCAAGCCUAAAUUCCGCACGAGUGGCGAUACGGUCACUCUGUUGACGGGGUUAAGCCUCUGCGCGUAUUUAGCCCUUCUGGUGUUGACUUGGCGGUUGGUGUUAUAG
Messenger RNA from Clonostachys byssicola, 408 nucleotides. The record is from the annotation of a GenBank genome assembly. NCBI's taxonomy places the organism in Eukaryota, Fungi, Ascomycota, Sordariomycetes, Hypocreales, Bionectriaceae.